Ricinus communis (castor bean) is the source of this 2407-nucleotide messenger RNA. Its product is annotated as pumilio homolog 12. Gene Ontology annotation, molecular function: mRNA binding. Lineage: Eukaryota; Viridiplantae; Streptophyta; Magnoliopsida; Malpighiales; Euphorbiaceae. The record is from RefSeq and is a predicted model, not a curated record. Bases 205 to 2139 code for a protein of 644 amino acids. Gene Ontology annotation, biological process: post-transcriptional regulation of gene expression. The transcript has 5 exons. Gene Ontology annotation, cellular component: cytoplasm.
AAUUCACUCUCUACAAUCUUUUUAGAAGUUAUCAAAAAGAAUGAUAUAUAUACAAUAAAACUCUUCUUCUCUACCCUUUGCCAUUGGCCAAUCAAAAUUUCAUUAUUUAAAACCCUAUUUAACCUCCUCCACCACCAUCACCACCACAGCUACCUUUUCUUUUCUUUUCUUUUUCUUUAUUCUUUAUUCUUUAUUCUUUUAACAAUGGAGAGGACGCAUGAUGAUCAUCUUCCACCGUAUUUAAUGGUGGAAAACCAUUCAGAUUUCUCUUCUUAUAAUCACUCACCUGAAACCCUAAACCUAAGCCUUAAUCUUAAUCAACUGAUUCCAUCUCCAUCACAUGAAACCCACUUCUUAUGGCAAAAUCAACUCCCUCAAAACCGUAUCCCUUCGUCACAAAGCCGUGCUACUACUGUCUAUCAAACCCUAAAUCCACAAAACCCACUUUUGCAAACCCACCUUUUCCAAAACCCUAGCUCACAAAACCACCUUCUUGUGCAAGAAAGCCACCAUCAGCAUCAACUCCCUAAUUAUCAUCAGAUGAAUGAUUUUGGUAGUGGUUUAGAUUCUGGGUUGCCCAUAAACCCUAGUUUUGCUGAGCCUGUCCGUAUGCAAAACCACCACCACCACCACCAACUGAGUCUUGAAGAUGCCUUCAGUCGCGUGAACAUAUCGGCUGCUACCUCAAAUCACCAGUUUCAUCAAUUGCUUGAUGAGAAUUAUCUAACCAAUAGGGGAAUUUUAUCUGCUUAUUCGCAACAACAGCAUUCACUUAAUAGAAUGAGAAGUAUCUCUGCCGGUCUUGGCUUGCUUCGGGCUAAUUCGAACUCGGCUAUUGAUCGGUACUAUCAGAAUGGAAGCAAUAAUCUGGCAGCCUUGGGUCAAUCUUUUUCAAAUUAUAGCAACAACAAUAGACAGAAUUUCCAGCGCCGUACUCCGUCUUAUGAUGGGCUGAACUAUGGACAUAUAGUUAGGCCUAACCCUAAUCGACUUGAUUCGAGUUCUAGUCAAUUCAUUAGUAGGGCAAGAUCCAUUAAUGGGUUAGAUUCAGAAAAUUCAAGACAAUUGCUUUCUCCAUUGUAUUAUGGUAGACAGAUAGUUCAAGCAGGAAAACAUGGAAAUUACUCUUCAUUAGAGCAAGUGAGAGGGAGAAUGGCUAUGGUUGCUAGGGAUCAAGAUGGGUGUCGUUUUUUGCAAAAGAAGGUUGAAGAGUUAAUACCUGAACAAACUGAGAUGAUUUUUUUGGAAGUGAAAGAUCAUCUGUAUGAUCUAAUUGUAGAUCAGUUUGCUAAUUAUCUUGUUCAGAAGCUUUUCUUGGCCUGCAAUGGUGUACAGAUUAAUCAACUUCUUCUCUCUUUGGUACAAAAUGGUGAAAGACUGAAAAACAUAUGCAUUCAUAUGCAUGGAACUCGUGCAAUGCAAAAAAUAAUAGAAAUCAUCAAUAAUUAUCCGGAGCAAAAGGCGUCACUUGUAUCUGCUUUGGGAAAUAUCACUGUCUACCUAGCCAAAAACCAUAAUGGUCAUCAUGUAAUUCAACAAUGCCUUAAAUGCUUUGAGGUUGAGUAUACUCAGUAUCUUUUGGCUGAAAUAGCUCAAAGUUGUAUUGAAAUUGCAAGGGAUAAAAGUGGAUGUUGUGUGUUGCAAAAAGCUCUGGAUAGCUCUUAUGGAGAGCUUAAAGAGUGUUUCAUCACUACAAUAACAGCUAAUGCGUCCGUCUUGUCGGUUGAUCCUUACGGGAAUUAUGUUGUGCAAUAUGUACUUCAAAUGCACAUACCACAUGCUGAAGCCACUAUACUGGAGCAACUCAGAGGACAAUUUGUCAAUCUUUCUAUGGACAAAUUUGGCAGCAAUGUUGUGGAGAAGUGUUUGAAAGAAUGCAAUGAGAUUAAUGCUGCAGGAAUUGUUCAAGAGCUUGCCGACAGUCCAUCCAUUUUGCGAGUUCUUCAGCAUCCUUUUGGAAACUAUGUUGCUCAGUCAGCACUUGAAGUAGCUCCGGAAGAUCUCUACCAGUAUCUUGAGCGUGUGAUCAUUUUCUUUGAGCGUGAACUGCACAGCCAUCUUCAUGGGAAAAAAGUGCUGGCUCGAACUCGAUCAGGAAAGAGGAACAAUCGUGUACGAGCAAUUAAUGUAGACUACUAGAGUAACUUCUUGUGUGCCUGUCAUUAUACUCCAUUGUUUCCCUAUCCCUAGAGAGUAUAGUAUUUUGUUGUUUUGCUGCGUCUUAGGUUUCAGGUGAUGUUUGUUGUUUUGCUGUGUCUUAGGUUUCAGGUGAUGUUUGUUGUUUUGCUGUGUCUUAGGUUUCAGGUGAUGUUUGUUGUUUGUUGUUUGUUUCAAGGCAUGUGUAUGCACUGUGUUUUGAGUACUUGUAGCAAAGAGGGUUGUGCCAUUUGAAUUGUAUGUUUUAUGA